Molecule: messenger RNA, 216 nt
Organism: Caenorhabditis remanei
Lineage: Eukaryota; Metazoa; Nematoda; Chromadorea; Rhabditida; Rhabditidae
Exons: 2
Coding region: 1-216 (71 amino acids)
Source: RefSeq, a predicted model, not a curated record
AUGUACCUAGGAAUUGCUGAUCGCAUGCAAAAGGAGAUCACCGCUCUUGCCCCAUCCACCAUGAAGAUCGGGAUCAACGCACCACCAGAGCGCAAGUACUCCGUCUGGAUAGGAGGAUCCAUGCUUGCUUCCCUGUCCUACUUCCAACAGAUGUGCAUCUCCAAGCAAGAGUACGACGAGUCCGGCCCAUCCAUCGUCCACCGCAUGUGCUUCUAA